GUCUGCUCCUCCUCAAGGCUCGAACGAUCUGUGGCUCUCCUCCCGGCCGUCGCCGCAUGCGACCAUCUCUGCUGCGCCGCUUCACGUCCGCCUCGACCGCCGCGCAUUCCCUGCCGCUGACGCCGUCGCCGACGACCGCCGGCCUCUCGGCGUUGCUGCACAGGCAGCACAGGCAGGGAUUUUCCACGGCCAUGGACGGCGGCGGCUCGCACGAGAAGACGCCGCCGCCGGCCGGGGGCGUCGCGGAGCGCAUCUUGCCGCAUCUCCUCAACUUGUACGGAUCGCGCGCGACGGCCAGGGACUUCGAGAUAUACGCGCCAGACGCGACGUUCGAGGACCCGCUCAUGCGAGCUCACGGGGUGAAGCAGAUCAAGUCUUCAUUUUACUCGCUUCCAAAGGUGUUCGGGGAAUCCAAGAUCGUGGAGUACACGGUGCAGGAGAAUCCCACGGGGCCGGGCAAAGCCGAGAUUCUGAUAGACAACAAGCAGCACUACAAGGUGUUCGGCAAGCCGUUGGACCUGACGACGCUCAUCAGGCUCCAGGUCGAGGACGGCAAGGUGGUCAGGCACGAAGACUGGUGGGACAAGAAGCCUCUCAAGAACCGGGAGACGGUGAGGUUCCCGCUUGCGGGGCGGCUCGCGGAGGUCACCCGCCGGGGAGCCAUGCUGCUCACCCACGCUCUCAUGGGAUUCGGCAAGGAUCCACCAACCAGCACCACCCCCUCCUCCUGAUUAGCUGUGUGAUUAUUACUGCUACUGCUACAUUAAUAAUCGAAUAAUCUGCUACUGACCUGUCCAGUAGCGCCAUUUUCUUCUUCUUCCUCCUCCUCCUCCUCCUCUUCUUCUUUUCUUUUUUUUUUCUUUUCCCACUAUAUUACUAUAUAUGUUGCAUUUCAUGAGCUCCAGCCUCCGCGGCCUAUCUCUCUCUCGUCCCCGGUGGUGCAGAGCAGCUCGCGUCGCGACGGCACGCGAGCAGAAGAGGAGCAGUGGCGGCGCGGGUGCGACACGUGUGGGCGGAGCGGCCCGCAGCACCUGCGGGCAAGACAGAGCAGUGCGGCAUGGACCAGGAGCCGGCCCGGCCUUGCGGAGGCAGAGCGGCGCGGCGCGAAUUCGGGCGGCGGGCGGCUGCGACGCAGGCCAACGAGGACCAGCAGCGUGGCAGGGCAGCAGCGGUGGCGGGCUGGUGGCGGCAGCGGCGACCGAUUGGUGGGGCUGGCGGAUUAUUUUUUUUGAUGUUUUUCCAAAAUAUUUGUCGAGUGUUUCACACACGGCAAACUCUGCCGAGUGUGCGACGAAAAACACUCGGCAAAGUUCUCUUUGCCGGCUAUUGUUUGUCAUGUGCCCUUUGUUGUGAGCCUUCCCGUGUGCAAUACAAGGCUUUGUCGUGUUCCUGAGGCACACAACAAACAUGUUGGAUUCCAUAGUGUUUUUGGCAAGGCAUAAACUCCUCUAAAAAUAGCUCUGGCUCCAGCUUCUGUGGAGCGUCUUCUCUGAUGGAAUUGGAGUCAUUUUAAAAAAUGUUUGGCAAAA
Messenger RNA from Panicum virgatum (switchgrass), 1529 nucleotides. RefSeq lists its product as uncharacterized. The transcript is spliced from 7 exons. NCBI's taxonomy places the organism in Eukaryota, Viridiplantae, Streptophyta, Magnoliopsida, Poales, Poaceae. The record is from RefSeq and is a predicted model, not a curated record. The coding region runs from base 57 to 731 and encodes 224 amino acids.